CGCCUUUCUGACCCGGUUGGAUUAGAAAUUUUCGAUUGAAAAUUGCAUUGCUCAAAUUUUUUGUUUUCUGUACGUUACAAACCAACCGCCAUGGCCCAUUCUCAGGACACACGAUAUGUAGGCCAAUCAACGAGAAUGCGAGAUGAAGUCAGUACACCUACGCAUGGCUCGAGAACAAUGACUAUUGAUCCGACGUCAGCAACGGAGAGCGAAGGUCAACAAACCCCGUCCGACGAAGAAGUAGGCAUUUUACGAUUGACCGGCGACAUGUCAGCAAGACGACCCAGAGCUAUCCGUUGGGAUGAAGACGUAGUAGAUAACGAACAUAUGAACAAGAAGAAAUCAAAGAUUUGCUGCAUUUAUCAUAAACCUCAUGUUGUUGGAGAAUCGUCCGAUUCCGAAAGUAGCUCGGACAGCGAUAGCAGUAGCAGUAGUAGUGGCAACGAAAGCGACAACAAUACCGAUAAACAUAGCCAUCAACACAAGUGCGGCCAUCGUCAUGGUGCUCGGCAACGUCGUGCGCGUAAUAAGCGAAAUCCCAGAGAAGUGAGUCCCAACGCUUACGAAAUCCAGCCCGUCUACAAAACUCGACCGCAGCCUUCCAAUCAUGCGGACUAGACAAGACCCCAUUAAAUAAAACUGUACAUAUUGGUUGAUCGGGAAUAAAAUGAAGUAGAAAUCAGAAUUUACAAUGCGUAAUCUGAUC
Messenger RNA from Radiomyces spectabilis, 706 nucleotides. RefSeq names its product phosphatase inhibitor-domain-containing protein. The record is from RefSeq and is a predicted model, not a curated record. The transcript has 3 exons. NCBI's taxonomy places the organism in Eukaryota, Fungi, Mucoromycota, Mucoromycetes, Mucorales, Radiomycetaceae. Gene Ontology annotation, molecular function: protein serine/threonine phosphatase inhibitor activity; protein phosphatase 1 binding. Gene Ontology annotation, cellular component: nucleus. The coding region runs from base 91 to 618 and encodes 175 amino acids.